AGUCUUAGUGUACAUAGGAGAAUUCACACUGGAGAGACAGCAUAUAUAUGUAAGGAAUGUGGGAAAGCCUUUGCGAAAGCCUCAAAUCUUAGUGUACAUAGGAGAAUUCACACAGGAGAGAAACCGUAUAAAUGUAAGGAAUGUCUGAAGGCCUUUGCUCAAUCCUCAAGCCUUGGUGUACAUAGGAGAAUUCACACUGGAGAGAAACCGUAUAUAUGUAAGGAAUGUGGGAAGUCCUUUGCUGAAUCCUCAAAGCUUAGUGUACAUAGGAGAAUUCACACUGGAGAAAAACCGUAUAUAUGUAAGGAAUGUGGGAAAGCCUUUGCUGGAGCCUCAAAACUUACUGUACAUAGGAGAAUUCACACUGGAGAGAAACCGUAUAUAUGUAAGGAAUGUGGAAAGGCCUUUGCUACAACCUCAAGCCUUAAUGUACAUAGGAGAAUUCACACUGGAGAGAAACCGUAUAUAUGUAAUGAAUGUGGAAAGGCCUUUGCUUUGGCCUCAAGACUUAGUGUACAUAGGAGAAUUCACACUGGAGAGAAACCGUAUAUAUGUAAGGAAUGUGGGAAGGCCUUUGCUAAAUCCUCAAGCCUUACUAUACAUAGGAGAAUUCACACUGGAGAGAAACCGUAUAUAUGUAAGGAAUGUGGGAAGUCCUUUGCUGAUGCCUCAAGCCUUAGUGUACAUAGGAGAAUUCACACUGGAGAGAAACCGUAUAUAUGUAAGGAAUGUGGGAAGGCCUUUGCUAAAUCCUCAAGCCUUACUAUACAUAGGAGAAUUCACACUGGAGAGAAACCGUAUAUAUGUAAGGAAUGUGGGAAGUCCUUUGCUGAUGCCUCAAGCCUUAGUGUACAUAGGAGAAUUCACACUGGAGAGAAACCGUAUAUAUGUAAGGAAUGUGGGAAGGCCUUUGUGGCUCUGGAGCACUGGUAA
Sorex fumeus (smoky shrew) is the source of this 933-nucleotide messenger RNA. RefSeq names its product zinc finger protein 345-like. NCBI's taxonomy places the organism in Eukaryota, Metazoa, Chordata, Mammalia, Eulipotyphla, Soricidae. Gene Ontology annotation, biological process: regulation of transcription by RNA polymerase II. Gene Ontology annotation, molecular function: RNA polymerase II cis-regulatory region sequence-specific DNA binding; DNA-binding transcription factor activity. The annotation marks the transcript as partial. The record is from RefSeq and is a predicted model, not a curated record. The transcript has 3 exons.